This is a messenger RNA of Symbiodinium sp. CCMP2592, 7290 nucleotides long. NCBI's taxonomy places the organism in Eukaryota, Dinophyceae, Suessiales, Symbiodiniaceae. The record is from the annotation of a GenBank genome assembly.
AUGGACUUCGGCGAAGCGCUCGCUGACGGAUCUUCUCAUCGAUCCGAGGCCAGUUCCACUAGCACUCGCGAGCUUCACAGCCAGCACAUUCACGAUCUCCAAUUGGAGGUCAACGCCCUGAGGCUUCAGGUUCAAGCCCUCAGGUCCGAUUUGCAGACUCUGGAGGAGUCCCUUGCUCGCGUCUGGGUGAACCAGACGGGUGCGACUCCCAAAGCCUCGCCUGCUGCAGCGGGCCCUGCGGCCGCCAACCUGACUGAGGCUGAUCCUGAUCACUCGGUUUCUGGUCAGGGGGAGGAGCCUAGUGAUGAUGCAGCCAGUGUCAAUGCAUGGGGCCUGUUGGCUCCCCUGAGCCCAACCACCCAUGCUGCCGUGCCUGAGGAAAGCCAGGAGGACCCCGCCUUGUGGCUGUCGGAGCCUUUUAGUCCCUUUGCUUACGACCCUGUGCACGACCCCAACCUUGGUGACCCUGCCUCGGACUUGGGUUCUUAUGAUAUGGUUCAUAGUGGGGAACGGGAAAGGUCUCUUGACCCCGAAGACAUUUGGUAUGAUUCAGUGCGAGAUCAUUCUUUAGACGCGGCCCUAGUCGAAGGUGACAGAGAGGAGGUCGCAACCAGUGUUGCGGAAGAGCCUCUUCUGCCUGCUGAGUCGCUAUCCUGCAAGCGUGUCUUCGAGGAUGCCAGGUGGGCCGAGGUUGCUCAGGAGGCAAAGUUCAGGCGUGUGUGUCAGGACUUGCCAAAGUUGCCUUGGGAGCAAGGUGCAUGGUCCAGUAUUUUUGGACCUGAGAGAAACAUGAUCGACGAUGCCCUUAGGAGCAGUGUGCAAGCCUCAUAUGGCUCCGAGGAAGCUGGUCAAUUGCCACCUGAGAACCUGCCGUCAGCUUCGGCCUUUCUUGAGAAAACUUCGAGUGUAGUUAGGACUAGGCUAAGGCGGUUUCAUCUUGAGCGACCGGCAGAUGAUCGACGGGAGCACGCCAUAAAGCGACUGAGGGCUCUCAUCAUGUACGAUCCCGACACUACCUUCUUGGGGAUGGUAGUGGCAAAGGAGGCAGCGAACCUAGCUGACGAUGAGUCUCUGUCAUACUCCUUCACUUGUGCUUUUGCGAAGAGUGCUUCCGGCUCUCUCAUAAAGCGAGCUGGGUCCCUUGACCGUUUUGGUAAGUGGAUCCUUAGCUGCCGAGGGACCUCGCCCCUUAGAAGCUCCGAGGUUGACGUGUUUGCCUACUUCUCGCACCUGCAGGGCGAGGGGGCGGGGGCCACGUCAUGCCAGCAUUGUGUGGAGGCACUGCGGUUCCUCCACGGUGUUGCGGUGUUUCAAGUGCUUGACCUUGAAGAAGUCUUUAGCGCCAGGGUGCUAGGGAUUGUGAGGAUUAUGCACGUGACAAAGGCCCCGUUAGCUCAACGUCCCCCUCUGACUGUAGAACACCUGUCCCUCUUGGAGCAAUUUGUGACCAUGAACAAGGAUCACCGCGCAUGUGUGGUAGGCCAAUUGGUCUUCUGCGCACAUGCUUGUGCCCGGUGGGCAGACAGUCAGCGCGUACAGAGCCUAACCAUGGAGUGCGAUGCUGAGAGCGGUGUGGUACUGAUAGUAGCCGGGGCACUCGGCUCCAAAACAGCGAUCUCUGCUGAAGCACGCACGCGGCUUCUGCCGUACGUCGCCCUGGGCAAAGGCGUAAGCAACGUGCCAUGGGCAGAGGCGUGGAUGGAGGCCAGAAAAGAAAUGGGUCUGCAAGCUGGAGGGUCUUUUCUCCUUCCAACCUGGAGUGAGCGAAAAUAUGACUGGGGUGAUUUUGAAAUGGGGGCCGCGGAGGCCACAAACUACCUCAGGGAGGCGCUCAUUUCCAUGGGAUGCGAUCUUGAUGAGGUCCAGGACUAUGGCAGCCACAGCAUGAAAACUACUGUCUUGACUUGGUGUGGCCGUAGCACGAUCAUUCCUUUCACGGAGCCUGAGCAGCGUGCGCUUGGCCAUCAUCUGGAUCCGACAAGCAAAUCUCCUUUGACUUACAGCAGAGAGUACUAUUUGAAGCUCUAUGCAAAGGUGCUGGCCGUCUUUUCGACCAUCCAGCAAAACCGUUUCAAGCCGGAUUUGCCUGGGGCUGCAAGUGUUGCUGCUAUGGCGCAGUCCUUUGAAGAGGGCAACGAAAGGGGCUUGAGCCGACUUGAAAUUCCGGCGUCAAAGCUGAACAGCGAAAAGAUGGAUGAGGAUGGGGAGUCGGACGACUCCGAUCAUGCCUCGAUAGAUUUGGACAGAGAGCUCGAAAGGGAUGAUGGCCCGGCCGAACGUGAAGUUUUUCGAGGGGUCCCCUGGUUGUGCAACAUGACUUCCUCCGCCCUGGAAAGUACUGCCGAGUUUGCUGAGAGGUGCAAGCGGCUAGGACUGUCGGCAGCCAACUUGGAGGUGCUCCAGCAUGCAGGCGUUGCAAGCUUUGGCCAGUUGUGCUUUAGUGUGAGUGCCUCCCCUCACACCAUCACUGACCAGACUUUCGAAGCAUGGGUUCAGCGGCUUUGGGUGCCCUCGGUUCCUUCUGAGCAGCAGCAAACAUGUCUGAAGAAGCUCCUUUUCGAAAGCCAAACCAUGUCAAUGGGCGAGAUUCGACAGAAGAUGCAACCGGCCUCGGAGCAAGUUGCAAAGCCUCUGCCCCCGUCGGAGCGGUUAGCCAGGUCGCAGCGACAGCAGGCUAGGAUCACUGGUUUGGUGUACACUCCUGAGACUACUCCCUCGCACUACCUAGUUGACUUGUUUAACGAUCAACUUGAGACGGGAGUCAUUGCAUGGGUCGCGCCUGAAAAGUGCGCUUCCAGGGCAGAUGAAAUGCAAAUCAAUAAGAAGGACAAAGCCUUGCAGCUCAUGCCGGAUGGACAGAUCAAGGUUAACUCCAAGGCUGCAGAGGUCAGGUGUGAAGCCAGCACUGACUCCAAGCUUCGUGCAGCUUGGCAGAGACGGUCCCUUGCAAUGGACAUGGCUGGGAUUGCAACUUUCAUCGUGGUUGAAAAGUGGGUACAUCAUCUCUUUUCAGUGUUUGCCCGCGACGUGCCGGAAGGUUAUGCACCCAUCCAGUUGAGGCAGAUGGUAAAUGCCGACAAGCGCUUGUUCAUGUUGGCCGCCGAGGGCCUGCCUGCUGAUCUCAGGGCCAGCCGGCCCGGAGACAGGACACCGCUGGAUGAUCAAAUUAUCAUGCUGAUGUUCUCUCCCGAGAUCUCUCAGUACCUUGUGCCGAUGCCCAAGCCUCAUGUUCCGCCCCCACCUCCGGGGGGUAAGGCCUUAGCUGAAUCGCUGAAGCGGGCCCUCAGUGAGGACUUGCCCUUUGAUAAAAACUUCUUGAGUCGGGCUUGGAAAAAGGGCAAAGGCGGCAAGGGCGGAAAGGGUGGAGACAAGCAGGAGGAUCCAGCAAAGCGAUUCAACCUUCCCGAAGGCUGUUGUGAUCGCAAUGACAAGAACCAGCCUCUGUGUUUCUUGUGGAAUCAGGGGAAGUGCAAAUGGAAGGGCAAAGGAAAGCGCUGCAACAGGGGCUUCCACCACGCAGUGCAACAGGGUAAUCUUCAGAAAUCAGUCAUUCUGUCAGUUUUCGAGCUUUUGCCUGAAGGGAAUAAUCCUAGAGGGUCCGAUCGAGCUUCCAAGGCCUUCGUGACUGGUGCUUUCAUUCAUGGAACCAUGUGUUCAGUGGUCAACAAUCUCACACGUUUUCCAUGGACUUCUGAGCUCUUGGCAUCGUAUGCAAGGCAACAGGCGCCGACGGCAAAAUUUUCUUCAUUGGUCAUUUUUCGCAACAAUCAGGCGGCUCCGCAUCGCGACUCGCAUAAUUGCCCACAUAGUACCAACCAGGUUUUUGCAAUUACGAAUUUUUCAGGCGGAAGGGUCAUCGUGGAAGACCCUGAGGGAGAGCAUAGAAUCACUCAUGAGGGCCGCGAUUUUCGUGGUCGUGCCAUAGACUUUCGGAAUGGAAUGCUGAGAUUCGCUGCGCGGGAGGUCGUGCAUUGGACCGAGCCCUGGCUCGGCACCAGGGUGGUCCUUGUGUCAUACACGGUGAGGGGCCUCAAGGGCAUGCCUGACACUUGCCGUGAUUCGCUUUUGCAGGCCAGAUUUGCCUUGCCAGGCUAUAAAGCCGAGCCCCUUAGGUGCCCGCCUGUGGAGGUUCCCACUUCCCUAGAUCCUAAGCCUGAUGCCGAGGCCAACCCGGUUCCUUUGGGGUCUAAUCCUGAUCCUGCAUCUCUUGAGGGUCCUGUGCCUGUAGGGUUUAGUCCUGCCCCUGUCCCGCAAGUGCCCAAGGAGAGUCCGUCUUCCGCUUCGGUCGGCGAAACCCCGUUCGCCCUCGAACUCUUUUCGGGGCGGGGACGGCUGUCGCAAUGCUUGCGCCGGGCCGGAUUUACCGUCUUGUCCAUGGACCACAGGCUAGCUCACAGCCUCGUGCCAGUUUGCAAAACUGAUCUUGCCACCGAGGCAGGCCAAGCUUUCGUGUGGUCGCUCCUCGAAUCCUGCUGCCCUGCCUUUGUCCAUAUGGGCUUGCCUUCUGACACAGCCUCUUCUCGCUCCUCCUCAGGAGCCUUGCGUACCUCGCAAUAUCCUUUGGGAUGCCCGGAUUUAACCUCAGGCAGUCUUGAGGCCACACGCGUGGAUGAGGCCAACCGAAUGUACCGCUUCUCUUUUGAGGUUGCUUGCUUUUGCCUGGCCAGGGGUAUUCCCUUUUGCAUAGAAAACCCACCGAGUUCCAGACUGUGGCAAAUCUUUACUUGUUUCGCGCAGGGCUUGAAGGACACAGAGGUGUUAGCCAAGUGGCAGGCAUUGCAGUCAAUCGACCUGCAUUGUUGCAUGUUUGGCGGCUCCCGUGCUAAGCCAUUGCGGCUUAAAUGUACACCUGGCCUGUUCGACUCCCUUGCGGUAUCAUGCGACAAGCAACAUGAGCACAAGCCCUGGUCCCUCAGCCGCACUCGUGUGGAGAUUGCCGAGGAUGCAUCUUACCCUCUGGAUUUGUGUCGUCGUAUGGUUUCAUCCUUGCUGUCUUUCAUGAGCCAAGCUGGACAGGCCUUGCCGUCUGCCAUCCGUUUGCAUGACCAAUCCUUGGCUGCAGCUGGGGUCCAACCGCGCCGGCGUAAACCUCUAAUCCCCGAGUACAAGACAGUCGUGCAGGUCCCAGCGGACUCUCCAAUCCCGACUGGUGCCAAGGUGCUUUCUCCCAGCCAACUUCAGGGGGUGGAUGUGGCUGCUCCUGUGGCUACUCCGAUGUCUACACCCUCCUCUGGUUCGACCACUCCGACUGUUGGUGCCGUGACCUUGGGCCUUUGGCACUCUCCGAGCGAAUUCUUUCACAAAGCUGCAUCUCUAGCUCACCCCAUGGAUACCACCAAGCCGGUGGCCAUGGUGACGAAGGCAGCAAUCGAUUCCUCCUUACAUGGGGACCCGGAUGCACUAUCCGAGCAAAGGAGAUCCUUCCUUGGCUACUUGGAGGAGAAGAUUCGCCGCCUUCAGCCCCGUGAGGACGCCUUACACAAAGGCAUGCCAAAAUAUAUGCAGGAAGUUCUUGAGGGCAAAAACUUGCUAGCCUGGGAGGAGCUCUUGAAAGAGACGGGCUAUACUGACCUUGAUUGCGUGCGCUUCAUGAAGGAGGGAGUGAGGCUUGUAGGGUGUGAGGAACAUCCAAAGGACUUUGCAAAGAAGGUAUCCCCCGCAUCCUUAUCGGAAGAAGAGCUUAGAGCUACGGCUCGGCAUCGAAGGUCUAGCUUGUUGGGUUUAGGGCGUAGUUUCCCCUCUGAGGAGGAUGCUUCCCUGCUGUCCCAAGCCACGGCCGAGGAGGUCGAUGCUGGCUUCCUUGAGCGAGGUAUGACUGCCGGGGAGGUCAGUGCCUUCUUCGGUCACGAAGAUUGGGGUGUGGUACGAAGGUUCGUGCUGGUCCAGGAUGGAGGUCGCAAGGUCCGUCCCAUAGACGACUGCUUGGAGGCGCAAAUCAAUGCUGCUUAUACCUCCACAAUUGCCCUGCAACUUCACGAUUCAGAUUAUGUAGCUUCACUGGCCCUCUUCAUCGCUGAACGAAUGCAAGGCCUUCCAGCCAGCAAGCGCAUGCCGUGGCAUGGGAAGUGCCUCGACCUUUCGAAAGCCUAUAAACAAAUGGCAGUCCAUCCACGAGACCGCGACUUGUGUGUCAUCAUGAUCCAGGAUCAUGAUGGAGUUGCAACUUACCACAUUUGCAAUGCGUUGAUGUUCGGGGCUUCAGCAUCAGUGUUUGCAUUUGUGCGGGUGAGUCGUUCGUUGUGGUGGAUAAUAAAUAAGUGCUUGAAAGUACCCUGUGCCUGCUACUUCGAUGACUAUCCAUUAUUUACCCCAGAGUCAUCAGCUGCUUCCGUGGACCAAGAUGUAUCCCGGCUAUUGGACCUGCUGGGGUGGAGGCAUGCAAAGUCCGGGUCAAAAGGCAAACCCUUUGAUAGUUCCUUCGACGUCCUUGGGACUAGGCUAGACUUGGGUGAGAUCUUGUCAGGGAAGAUAGUUCUUGCAAAUAAGGUUGGCAGGGCGGAGAAAAUUCUUGAAAAGGUUUCGACUGCAUCCCUAGGGAAUGGGAGCUUCAGGCAAUCUUUGCAGGUCCUUAUUGGACACUUGAACUUCGCCUCCGGCUUCUUUGCCGGAAGGGCCCUGCGACACGUGGCCUACGACUUGAAUCAUCUGAUGGGCAAGGAUUGGCUUUCAGCUAAGGACUCCUUAGAUGAGUUGGGCAGCCGCAUCUCCGUCAUCCUUCAGUGCACCCCUCCCCGGUCCUUAGUGUGCAACCGAGUGCGCCAACCGGUCCUGGUGUGGACCGAUGGCUCUUGGGAAAAGGGACAUGCGGGUAUAGGUGCAGUUGAAUGGGAUCCCAUUGCCUCGAAGGGUGCGGUUUGGGCUGGCCACAUCCCAACUAGCAUCACUGCUCUGUGGUUGAGAACUGAAGAUCACACUCAGGAGCAGAUAAUAUCGCAGGUCGAGUUGUAUGCAAUGGCACUCAUCAGACAUCUACGGAAAGAAGCAUGGAUGCACCGGAGGGUCAUCGUCUUCUGUGAUAACGAGGCGGCACGCUUCGCAGCCAUAAAGGGUGGCAGCAGCAGCCACAGCAUGAAUCGGCUGGUGCAGGCAUGGGAUCACCCAAAUUUUGAUCACCCAGCUUACUUGUGGAUCGAGCGUGUGCCCUCUUUCUCGAAUAUUGCUGAUGGUCCCUCAAGGGGCGUGCCCGAAGAGGCCUUACACCUUACACGUACCAGCUCUUGCAGAACUUUUGAGACAGAGGCCGAGCUCGAAACUCUCUUGUUCAGCAGGCGCAGAAAGGAGAUGGGGUGA